This is a messenger RNA of Helianthus annuus (common sunflower), 3270 nucleotides long. RefSeq names its product N-terminal acetyltransferase A complex auxiliary subunit NAA15. Gene Ontology annotation, cellular component: cytoplasm. The record is from RefSeq and is a predicted model, not a curated record. Gene Ontology annotation, molecular function: protein binding; protein-N-terminal amino-acid acetyltransferase activity. The coding region runs from base 183 to 2873 and encodes 896 amino acids. Gene Ontology annotation, biological process: N-terminal peptidyl-methionine acetylation. The transcript has 26 exons. NCBI's taxonomy places the organism in Eukaryota, Viridiplantae, Streptophyta, Magnoliopsida, Asterales, Asteraceae.
UUGAUUUUGUGAGUAGGGUUGCAGAAAGAUAAACGCCCCAAGUCACCCCGUCUCUUUCGCAUCACACGUCUCCUUAUAAACCCUCAAAAACCACCUCUCUCUCUCUCUCUCUCUUCUUCCCCAAACACACACACUUUCUCUCUCUACAAAUCGUCUAUCUUGCAACACACACAACAGCAACAAUGGGCGCUUCGCUUCCUCCUAAAGAGGCUAAUCUCUUCAAACUCAUCGUCAAAUCUUAUGAAAUAAAACAGUAUAAAAAGGGGCUUAAGGCUGCAGAUGCUAUAUUGAAGAAGUUCCCAGAUCAUGGAGAAACCCUCUCGAUGAAGGGAUUGACAUUGAACUGCAUGGAUCGUAAGCCAGAAGCAUAUGAGCUUGUAAAGCUAGGAUUGAAGAAUGACCUGAAAAGCCAUGUUUGUUGGCACGUCUUUGGUCUUCUCUAUCGAUCAGACAGAGAGUACAGGGAGGCAAUAAAAUGUUAUAGGAAUGCUCUGAGGAUAGAUCCCGACAACAUUGAAAUACUUCGGGACCUAUCUCUCUUACAGGCACAAAUGCGUGACUUGGCAGGUUUUGUCGAAACUAGACAAAAAUUGCUGACGUUAAAACCCAAUCAUCGGAUGAACUGGAUUGGUUUUGCAGUUUCUCAUCAUCUAAACUCAAAUGCAUCGAAAGCAAUCGAUAUUCUGGAAGCAUAUGAAGGGACUCUUGAAAAUGAUUAUCCUCCAGAAAGCGAACGCUGUGAGCAUGGGGAAAUGCUGUUAUACAAGAUAUCUUUAUUGGAGGAAUGUGGCUUUUUUGAGAAAGCGCUUGAGGAGUUGCGCAGAAAAGAGUCUAAGAUUGUCGAUAAAUUAUCCUACAAGGAAGUGGAAGCGUCUCUUCUUAUGAAGCUUAAUCGUCUCGAGGAAGCCGAAAAGUUGUAUAGGUUACUACUUGUUAUGAAUCCUGACAACUACAGAUACUAUGAAGGAUUACAGAAGUGUGUUGGACUACAUUCCGAGACUGGCCAAUAUGCCUCCGAUGAGAUAGAUAAGUUGGAUUCUCUGUACAAAUCUCUUGCAGAGCAGUUUACCUGGUCUUCUGCUGUUAAGAGGAUCCCGCUAGAUUUUUUGGACGGUGAAAAGUUUCGGGAAGCGGCGGAUAAUUAUGUCAGGCCUCUGCUAACAAAGGGAGUCCCGUCACUAUUUUCUGACCUUUCUCCAUUGUACAAUCAUGCUGGCAAGGCCGACAUUCUUGAAAUGUUGAUCCUUGGGUUAGAGGAAUCACUUAAAAAGACCGGUGGAUACCCUGGAAGAUCAGAAAAAGAACCACCUUCGGCGCUUCUGUGGACCUUGUUUUAUUUGGCUCAGCAUUAUGAUAGACGGGCCCAGUCUGAUACGGCACUCGCUAAAAUUGAGGAAGCUAUGCAACAUACUCCAACUGUUAUUGAUUUAUACUCAGUCAAGAGUAAGAUACUAAAACAUGCUGGAGACUUUACAGCAGCAGCUGCAUUAGCAGAUGAAGCUCGGUGCAUGGAUCUUGCAGAUCGUUACGUAAAUAGUAUGUGUGUUAAAAGAAUGCUGCAGGCUGAUCAGGUUCCCCUUGCAGAAAAGACAGCUGUAUUGUUCACGAAAGACGGUGAACAACAUACUAAUCUGCAUGACAUGCAGUGCAUGUGGUAUGAACUUGCUUCUGGUGAAAGUUAUUUCCGUCAGGGUGAGCUUGGACGGUCGUUAAAAAACUUUGUGACGGUGGAGAAACAUUAUGCGGAUAUAACUGAAGACCAAUUUGAUUUCCAUUCUUAUUGUUUAAGAAAAAUGACUCUUCGUUCGUAUAUAGAAAUGUUAAGAUUCCAAGACCGGCUUCAUGCUCAUGCUUACUUUCGCAAAGCAGCCGCUGGAGCUAUAAGAUGCUACAUCAAGCUUUAUGAUACUCCGCCAAAGACAUCAACCGAGGAAGAUAAUGAAUUAGCAAAAUUACCAGCUUCCCAAAAGAAGAAAAUGAGGCAAAAGCAGAGGAAGGCUGAAGCAAAGGCGAAAAAGGAGGCAGAAGUAAAGAGUGAGGAAGCGAAUGUCGGUGGUGGUUCCAAGCAUGGGAAACGGAAUGUCAAGGCAGUUGAUCCGGAUCCUCACGGAGACAAAUUAUUGCAGAUUGAAGAUCCUUUAAUGGAAGCUGGAAAGUACCUGAAACUGCUUCAAAAACACUCGUCUGAUCACUUGGAGACACAUUUACUGUCUUUUGAAGUUAACAUGAGAAAGGAAAAGAUCUUGCUAGCCUUGCAGGCUUUGAAGCACUUGGUACAACUAGAUGCUGAAAAUCCAGAGACCCAUCGUUGUUUGAUAAGAUUCUUUCAUAAAGUGGCAUCAAGGCCCGCUCCUACAACGGACGCUGAAAAACUCAUUUUGGGAGUUUUAGAAGCAGAACGACCAACUUUCAGUCAGCUGCAUGAUAAAUCUCUGAUGGAAGCAAAUACGGUUUUCCUUGAGCAACAUAAAGAUUCCUUGAUGCACAGGGCAGCAGCGGCCGAAAUGAUGUAUUGUCUAGAACCAAACAAGAAGGCAGAGGCAAUCAAGUUGAUCGAAACAUCACUCAAUAACCCCGUUUCUAGCAACGGACCGCUUGGACCCGUGAAAGAAUGGAAGCUGAAAGACUGCGUUGCGGUUCACAAAAUCCUAACAUCUACGUUUGGUGAUCAAGAUGCUGCACUAAGAUGGAAAAACCAAUGUGCGGUAGAGUUUCCAUACUCGACCUACUUUGAAGGCAGCCUUUGCUCUACUAUUACCGCAAACAAAGCUUCCAAACAGGUACACGAGAAUGCUGAAAACGGGACUGCUGAAUUCGUUUCAUUAAACGGUACGGUAGAAAAGCUAGACGCCUUGAAGAAUCUAGCCAUCUAGUGGGGAAAAAAACUUUAAUCCGAAUUUACAAUUAAAGUCAUUAAACCGUGAUGCGGUCCCCAUGAAGAGAAGAAAUAGAACUAAUUUUUCAUCCUCGAGGCCGUUUUCCUUGUUCAUGGGGUAACAGUUUCUUUGGAAAAUGUGUAUAAUCUACUCGAGUUUCUUGUGUCCGCCGGACCCGACGUGUUUCAGGCUACAGAGAUAGCCCCGGACCGUCCCUCUUUUGAUCGUAGUCGAGAAUCUUGAGAGUAUGUUGUACUGCUGUUUCUGGUUGGUUCUUUUCAUUUAUGUUGUAUAAAUGCUAUAUUUUUUUGCAACAUUUUUGGAAUUUGAAUUUUCUGAUAAGUGAUUUUAGCUUUGAUAUAAGCAAGUUUCAUAACUUUGAUAAUUUACUGAA